AUGGCUAAUAAAGGAAAGGGCAAAGGAGGAAAGAAUAGAAGAAGAGGGAAGAACGAGAACUGGUCUCAGAAGAGAGAGCUUAUUUACAAGGAUGAGCAACAGGAGUACGCACAGAUCACAAAAAUGCUUGGUAAUGGCCGCGUGCAAGCAGCCUGUUUUGACGGCGUGACCAGAAUUGCGCAUAUCAGAGGAAAACUGAGAAAGAAGGUUUGGAUGGCGCAAGGAGACAUCAUUCUUGUUGCCUUGAGAGAGUUCCAGGACAACCAGGCCGAUGUGGUGCAUAAAUAUACCGCGGACGAAGCUCGUACGCUGAUUUCCCAAGGAGAGCUUCCCGAAACAGCAAAGAUCAACCAAACGGAUACAUUUGGUGAAGAUGUGGACGACGACGCUAACUUCGAAUUUGGAAACGAAAGUGAAGACGGUGAGGAGGAGGAGCUGGAUAUUGACGAUAUCUAA
This is a messenger RNA of Ogataea haglerorum, 456 nucleotides long. RefSeq lists its product as uncharacterized. Gene Ontology annotation, biological process: translational initiation. The record is from RefSeq and is a predicted model, not a curated record. Bases 1 to 456 code for a protein of 151 amino acids. The transcript has a single exon. Gene Ontology annotation, cellular component: cytoplasm. Gene Ontology annotation, molecular function: RNA binding; translation initiation factor activity. NCBI's taxonomy places the organism in Eukaryota, Fungi, Ascomycota, Pichiomycetes, Pichiales, Pichiaceae.